AUGGACGAUCGUUUCUGCGACAGGGUCGAUCGGGGGAUCCCCCAUGCCAAGCCGCCAAUCUCAUCGGACCCGGGAGAGGGGAAGACGGGCGCGAGGUUGCUGUUGUCACACCCUGCUGUCGAUCACAUCGCCGGGAAGUUCGGGGAAUUUGUCUCGUCUGCUUCUCCCCUUGGGAACCUCUUCAUCCAAUCAAUAGUCGGAUGGGGCCAAGAGAACCGUGCGGGCGCGUUGCAGAUCAAUACAGGGGGACGUCAAGUGCAGAUCCUCCUGGACAACGGAGAUGACGGAGAUCCAGCGUCGACAGGACCCCAGGGUCUGGUGGGGGAAGCCAUGCACGCCAUGGGAUCCGCAGGGAUUUCCAUAGCCACGGUGGAGGGCUUCAUGAGGCAUACUAGUGACAAACUGAAGGUUAGAGACUGGGGCAUUCCCGACGUGCCUUGA
Molecule: messenger RNA, 441 nt
Organism: Penicillium argentinense
Lineage: Eukaryota; Fungi; Ascomycota; Eurotiomycetes; Eurotiales; Aspergillaceae
Exons: 2
Coding region: 1-441 (146 amino acids)
Source: RefSeq, a predicted model, not a curated record